AUGAUCGAGGGCUACGUCUUCGAGGACAAAGGCGAUGACCAGCAGUUCACGGAAGGCGUCGACGAGUACCUCGAAGGCGUGACCGUCUUCAUCACCAACGGAGACGUCACGUACACCGUCGUCACCGACGCGAACGGCUACUACAGUCACGAGCUGCCGUCGCCGGGCAAGUGGACCGUGGUCAUCGAUGAACGCUCUUUUGCUCUGCUGAACAAGCCGUCGCUGCGGCAGACUCUCGGCACCGCGUCCACAACCUUCGAGGUUCCGCCCGGAGGCGUGAUAACGGACCUGGACGCCUUCACGCAGCCCUCACGAUUGGCCGGCCGGGUAUUUCUAGACUCAAAGGCCAGCGGCGUCUUCGAUCCCAGUAGCGACGAGGGCCUCGAAGGCGUGAAGGUCGAACUCACCGACGGCAACGAUCUCAGGUACACCGUCACUACAGACGACGACGGGUACUACGAAAAGGAGCUUCUUUACGGCGAGUGGACCGUCACCAUUCUCACGUCCACGCUGCCGCCCGGGCUCGUGCAGACGUUGGGCAGCACUGCCACGGCUGUGUUCGUGCCAUACGGGGGCGUGGGGAGAGACCUGGACGCCUUCACCCACUUCUCGCCGCCCCCCUCUCCGCCGCCACCGUCGCCGCCGCCCCUUCCCUCUCUGUCGAAAGGCGAUGACCAGCAGUUCACGGAAGGCCUCGACGAGUACCUCGAAGGCGUGACCGUCUUCAUCACCAACGGAGACGUCACGUACACCGUCGUCACCGACGCGAACGGCUACUACAGUCACGAGCUGCCGUCGCCGGGCAAGUGGACCGUGGUCAUCGAUGAACGCUCUUUUGCUCUGCUGAACAAGCCGCCACUGAGGCAGACUCUCGGCACCGCGUCCACAACCUUCGAGGUUCCGCCCGGAGGCGUGGUAACGGACCUGGACGCCUUCACGCAGCCCUCACGAUUGGCCGGCCGGGUAUUUCUAGACUCAAAGGCCAGCGGCGUCUUCGAUCCCAGUAGCGACGAGGGCCUCGAAGGCGUGAAGGUCGAACUCACCAACGGCAACGAUCUCAGGUACACCGUCACUACAGACGACGACGGGUACUACGAAAAGGAGCUUCUUUACGGCGAGUGGACCGUCACCAUUCUCACGUCCACGCUGCCGCCCGGGCUCGUGCAGACGUUGGGCAGCACUGCCACGGCUCCCUCGCCCCCACCGCCCUCUCCAAGCCCGGCCCCGAUAUCGCCUGGUCCGCGAUUGCCACCGCCUCCCUCGCCGCCGCCCCCGAUGAUCGAGGGCUACGUCUUUGAGGACAAAGGCGAUGACCAGCAGUUCACGGAAGGCGUCGACGAGUACCUCGAAGGCGUGACCGUCUUCAUCACCAACGGAGACGUCACGUACACCGUCGUCACCGACGCGAACGGCUACUACAGUCACGAGCUGCCGUCGCCGGGCAAGUGGACCGUGGUCAUCGAUGAACGCUCUUUUGCUCUGCUGAACAAGCCGUCGCUGCGGCAGACUCUCGGCACCGCGUCCACUACCUUCGAGGUUCCGCCCGGAGGCGUGGUAACGGACCUGGACGCCUUCACGCAGCCCUCACGAUUGGCCGGCCGGGUAUUUCUAGACUCAAAGGCCAGCGGCGUCUUCGAUCCCAGUAGCGACGAGGGCCUCGAAGGCGUGAAGGUCGAACUCACCAACGGCAACGAUCUCAGGUACACCGUCACUACAGACGACGACGGGUACUACGAAAAGGAGCUUCUUUACGGCGAGUGGACCGUCACCAUUCUCACGUCCACGCUGCCGCCCGGGCUCGUGCAGACGUUGGGCAGCACUGCCACGGCUGUGUUCGUGCCAUACGGGGGCGUGGGGAGAGACCUGGACGCCUUCACCCACUUCUCGCCGCCCCCCUCUCCGCCGCCACCGUCGCCGCCGCCCCCUCCCUCUCCGCCCCCGCCCUCGCCCCCACCGCCCUCUCCAAGCCCGGCCCCGAUAUCGCCUGGUCCGCGACUGCCGCCUUCGCCCUCGCCGCCGCCGCCACCACCGCCCUCGCCGCCCCCACCAUCCCCACCGCCCCCACCGCCGCCACCGCCGCCCUCGCCCCCGCCCUCACCGCCGCCGUCACCACCGCCGCCACCGCCCCCCUCUCCACCACCCCCCGCACCGCCACCGCCGUCGCCGUCACCGCCGCCACCGCCCCCCUCUCCGCCGCCACCGUCGCCGCCGCCCCCUCCUUCUCCGCCCCCACCCUCGCCCCCACCGCCCUCUCCAAGCCCGGCCCCGAUAUCGCCUGGUCCGCGAUUGCCACCGCCUCCCUCGCCGCCGCCCCCGAUGAUCGAGGGCUACGUCUUUGAGGACAAAGGCGAUGACCAGCAGUUCACGGAAGGCGUCGACGAGUACCUCGAAGGCGUGACCGUCUUCAUCACCAACGGAGACGUCACGUACACCGUCGUCACCGACGCGAACGGCUACUACAGUCACGAGCUGCCGUCGCCGGGCAAGUGGACCGUGGUCAUCGAUGAACGCUCUUUUGCUCUGCUGAACAAGCCGUCGCUGCGGCAGACUCUCGGCACCGCGUCCACUACCUUCGAGGUUCCGCCCGGAGGCGUGGUAACGGACCUGGACGCCUUCACGCAGCCCUCACGAUUGGCCGGCCGGGUAUUUCUAGACUCAAAGGCCAGCGGCGUCUUCGAUCCCAGUAGCGACGAGGGCCUCGAAGGCGUGAAGGUCGAACUUACCGACGGCAAAGGUGGCAGGUACAUCGUCACUACAGACGACGACGGGUACUACGAAAAGGAGCUUCUUUACGGCGAGUGGACCGUCACCAUUCUCACGUCCACGCUGCCGCCCGGGCUCGUGCAGACGUUGGGCAGCACUGCCACGGCUGUGUUCGUGCCAUACGGGGGCGUGGGGAGAGACCUGGACGCCUUCACCCACUUCUCGCCGCCCCCCUCUCCGCCGCCACCGUCGCCGCCGCCCCCUCCCUCUCCGCCCCCGCCCUCGCCCCUACCGCCCUCUCCAAGCCCGGCCCCGAUAUCGCCUGGUCCGCGACUGCCGCCGUCGCCCUCACCACCGCCGCCACCACCGCCCUCGCCGCCCCCACCAUCCCCACCGCCCCCACCGCCGCCGCCGCCGCCCUCGCCCCCGCCCUCACCGCCGCCGUCACCACCGCCGCCACCGCCCCCCUCUCCACCACCCCCCGCACCGCCACCGCCGUCGCCGUCACCGCCGCCACCGCCCCCCUCUCCGCCGCCACCGUCGCCGCCGCCCCCUCCCUCUCCGCCCCCGCCCUCGCCCCCACCGCCCUCUCCAAGCCCGGCCCCGAUAUCGCCUGGUCCGCGAUUGCCACCGCCUCCCUCGCCGCCGCCCCCGAUGAUCGAGGGCUACGUCUUUGAGGACAAAGGCGAUGACCAGCAGUUCACGGAAGGCGUCGACGAGUACCUCGAAGGCGUGACCGUCUUCAUCACCAACGGAGACGUCACGUACACCGUCGUCACCGACGCGAACGGCUACUACAGUCACGAGCUGCCGUCGCCGGGCAAGUGGACCGUGGUCAUCGAUGAACGCUCUUUUGCUCUGCUGAACAAGCCGCCGCUGAGGCAGACUCUCGGCACCGCGUCCACUACCUUCGAGGUUCCGCCCGGAGGCGUGGUGACGGAUCUGGACGCGUUUACCGGCCACAUGCCACCUCCGUCAUCACCUCCCACGCCGCCACUGCCCUCACCGCCGCCGCCCUUACCACCGCCGCCCGGACCACCGCCCCCUGCGCCGCCGCCACCCGCACCACCGCCUCCUUCACUACCACCACCCUUGCCAUCCCCACCGCCUCCAUUGUUGCCCUCGCUCCCGCCGCCUCUGGGUGUUAUGCAGGACCCACAUCUCUUCUUUGCGCAUGGCGGCCGCGCUGACUUCCGUGGUAGGCACGGGCAGCUGUAUAAUUUUUUCUCGGCUCCGGGCAUCGCAGUGAAUGUCAAGACGGAGAAUGCGACCUUUCCCUUGCGACGUAAGGCCAACACCCUGAUCGUCGACGGUAGCUAUAUCACCGAGGUUCACCUGGCUACGAUUGUCGGCGCAGGCGGGGGGCACAACAACCCAGGGAUGGGCUCGGGCGGUAGCCGUCUCAAACGCAAGUGGUUAAACGUCUCGUACCGGGCCUCGGAGCUGGACGAAAAUAACUGGGGCUGGUCGGUGGUUUCGGGGUACUGCGGUGGGCGUCUCUUCAAGAUUGGCAAGGGUGGCAGAAAGACCUGUGAGGAGCUAGUGGUAUCUGUGGUUAUGGCGACAGCCACCUUCGCCGCUGAAGACUGGGUCAUUACUGCGAGAGGAGAGCACAGCCGUGCGACGAUGGGUCCAGGCCACAGGGUGGACGUCAGUUUUCGCGUUCAAAGCGACUGGGCGGCGCGCAAUCGGCCGCACGGUAUCUUUGGGCAGUCCUACUCUCAUCCAGGCCCCCUGUGGGGGAAGAUCGACGUCUACCCGGUUUCAGGCCACUUUACGACGACGGCCAUGGCUGAGGGCGCAAUAGAAGGUAACGCAUCGCUGUAUGAAGUCGGCUCCCCAUACGCGACAGAAUUCGCAUUCUCGCGGUUCGAUGCGACUCCUCUAGCUGAAGCCUCCGAUGACGGCCUGCUAACCGAUGGCCAUGCCGAGGCUGAGGCUGGGGCUGUCAAUGACCUGUCAAACGUUUGGACGUCAUCGCCCUCAAAGCAGCAGCUCCUUAUGCAGCGCGGCUCGGCCCUUCCGGCUCCGCAGUCGUCUAUAUCUCAACACUCUCAGAGUUAG
Messenger RNA from Emiliania huxleyi CCMP1516, 4767 nucleotides. RefSeq lists its product as hypothetical. The record is from RefSeq and is a predicted model, not a curated record. The coding region runs from base 1 to 4767 and encodes 1588 amino acids. The transcript has 3 exons. Lineage: Eukaryota; Haptophyta; Isochrysidales; Noelaerhabdaceae.